AAAAUAUCAUAAACAUCAAUAAUGAAAAAUCAUAGGUAGAUAUCACAAUUUAUAUAGUUACCUCUUGUGUAUGUUGAUGUGUGUUUCAAGUAUGAAACCAAACAAAAAGAUGGUCUCCUUGUUUUACGACGAAUGCUAAAUUAGUUAUAAUUAGUAGUUUAGUAGUACUACUACUAUUUUCUUUAAUUAAAGAUUAGUGUAAUUGUAACUUUUAAGUAUAAUUAAUUAAGACAAUCGAGGUAAUGAGAUUCCAAACGUGAAUCCAGCCAUAAAAUCUCUUUUUUAAAACAGUCUUCUUCACUUCACUUCUCUGCUCUGCUCUUGCCUCUGUCUCUUUCUUCUUCUUCUUCUUCUUCUCAUUAAAAGCUGAACACAAAGAUCUAUUCUUUCACUAACACAUUACCAGUUUCUGCAUUUGUAUUAUAUCCUUUUCUAAAACUUUUAACCAUUCUUUCUCCAUUCCCAGUUCUUAGAAAGAGUCAAGAGCAAUGAGGAAGCUUUUCUUGUUAGGGUUUAUAGUUGCAGGACUGGUUCUUGGGAAUGAGGCAAAUGGGUAUUUAGAGUUCAAUGUCACUGAAUUAGAUCGCAUUGAGGAUUUAGAGUUUGGUUUCUCCAAAUUUAGUUCCAAUUUCAAUCCAUUAAUGGUUGGUCUCACACUUAUCAGAGGAGCUGGUUCUAAAGGAGCUGUUUGUUUGGAUGGUACAUUGCCUGGAUAUCACUUACAUCGUGGACAUGGAUCUGGAGCCAAUAGCUGGUUAAUUCAAUUAGAGGUUAGCGAAAGAAGUUUCUGUUUUUAGUAAUGUUUGUUACUAAAAUUUUUUUGAAUGGUGUGUUGAAAUUGGAAAUGUGGAAAGGGAGGAGGAUGGUGUGACAACAUUAGGAACUGUGUAUACCGAAAGAAGUCGCGUCGCGGAUCUUCUAACUAUAUGGAGAAACAAAUACAGUUUACAGGAAUACUUAGCAAUAAAGCUCAAGAAAAUCCAGACUUUUUCAACUGGAAUCGAGUUAAGCUUCGUUACUGCGAUGGUGGUUCCUUCAGUGGAGAUAGUCAGAACAAGGCUGCACGGCUUCAGUUUAGAGGAGAGAAGAUAUGGAGAGCCGCAAUGGACGAUUUGAAGGCAAAGGGAAUGCGAAAUGCGAAACAGGCACUUCUAUCUGGUUGCUCUGCAGGUGGUCUAGCAGUUAUUUUACGCUGUGACGAAUUCAGAAACUUGUUUUCUGGAUGGACCAGAGUUAAAUGCUUAAGUGAUGCAGGCUUGUUCUUGGACACGCCUGAUGUAUCCGGUGGACACACUAUAAGGAAUUUAUAUAACGGCGUUGUGCAGUUGCAGGGAGUGAAGAACAAUUUGCCACAUUUAUGCACUAACCAUCUCAAUCCAACCUCUUGUUUCUUCCCUCAAAACUUGAUCAGUCAGAUGAAAACUCCUCUUUUCAUUGUCAAUGCAGCAUAUGAUAUUUGGCAGAUUCAAAGCAGUAUCGCUCCGCCGAGUGCAGAUCCUAGUGGUUAUUGGCAUGAAUGCAGAUUAAACCACGGUAGAUGCACUCCGGCGCAGAUACGGUUCUUGCAAGGGUUUAGAAACCAAAUGUUGAGAGCUGUGAGUGGUUUCUCGAAUUCGAAAAAGAACGGUUUGUUCAUCAAUUCUUGCUUUGCUCAUUGCCAAACCGAAAGGCAAGACACUUGGUUCGCCGAUGAUUCUCCUGUUAUACACAAAAAGGCGGUGGCGAUAGCGGUUGGAGAUUGGUAUUUCGAUAGAGCUGAAGUGAAGCUAAUAGAUUGUCCAUACCCGUGUGAUAGGAGCUGUCACAAUCUGGUCUUCAGAUGAAUGAUCUUCACAUUCUUUCUUUUAAUAUACGAAGUAGAAGUGAAAAAUAAGCUUUGUCCAUUUCUUUCAUAUCUCAAUGACAUUUUGCUGCAUUCGUAUCCAUUUGUACGUACCAGUUCUUACAUUUGGAGGGAAAAAAAUAGAAUUUCUUUGUAAGAAGUUAAUUUGAUGAUAACUCUAUAUGUCAAUCUGAACAAUCCGAAACAGUAAUGUGGCUAAUAUGAAUUUAGUCGAAUUAUUUUUGUUAAAGUGAAUAUCGG
Molecule: messenger RNA, 2083 nt
Organism: Arabidopsis thaliana (thale cress)
Lineage: Eukaryota; Viridiplantae; Streptophyta; Magnoliopsida; Brassicales; Brassicaceae
Product: Pectinacetylesterase family protein
Exons: 11
Coding region: 927-1823 (298 amino acids)
Molecular function (GO): hydrolase activity
Source: RefSeq, marked reviewed